CUUUUUUCCAAGUUGGAAAUGCAAGCUAAGUUUAGUGGCUACAGAUGUACUAGCGUUACACAAACAAAGAAAGCAACUUCUCACACACACACACACACACACACAAACAUCAUUCAUAUAUAUUCACAAGGCUCCCUUUUUGACUCCAACCCAAUUUUCCUUUAACCCUCCACUGAAAAUCUCACUCCCUACUUCUUCUUCUUCUUCUAUACAUAUAUAAAACCACAUCAAAAGCCUACUAUUACUUACACUCUUCAUUUUUCCUCUUCACUUUGUCCAUUUCAUCAAUCUCUAGCUUGAAAUAGAUAAGCCCAAUUGACCAUAUCUUUUCUUCAUCGAAAGUAUGGAAGAAUUAUCUGCCGGGUCAAAUGAUCUUUCCAUGAUUCUGAGAGGCAAGCGUACCAAGCGCCGCCAAAGGCCUUUGUCUCCGGUCAGUGACCAGCCGGCCGUGGUACCCGGCAGCACUUCCUCUUCCUCCAGCGGUGGUGGCCGUGCCGGAGAAGAUGGAGAUGUAUUGGGCUACUUUUACCCAUUAAAUCCAUCUUCUACAACUACUAAUACUUCUUCAACUAGUGAUGAUCAACAACAAGAUGACGAUGAUGAUGAAGAUGAUCAAGAUCAAGACAUAGCCAACUGCUUAAUACUUUUGGCUCAGGGAGAUGGGCAUCAAAGAAGCAGGAAGAAAGACAGUUUGAGUUGUGUUGAUGAAAUUAAGGUGGAGAAAUUGAGUAGCAGAAGAUUCACUGAGAUGGUAAUUUCAACAACAGGAAGCAAAGUUGGAUUCUUUGUUUAUGAAUGCAAAACCUGUAACCGAACUUUCCCAUCAUUUCAAGCUUUAGGUGGGCACAGAGCAAGCCACAAGAAACCAAAAGUUGUUGUAACUGAAGAGAAGCUGAAAGCCGCCAUUAAUGAGCAUCAUCAAGAAGAAGAAGAGGAUCAUCAUCAUCAUCAUCAUCAAGAAAUUGUUGUAAUUAAAGAGGAAGUAACACAACCAAUCCAAGAUUCAUCAACCAGCAAAUGUAAGGCCAAGAAUCAUGAGUGUUCGAUUUGUGGGGCAGAGUUUUCUUCAGGGCAAGCAUUGGGUGGUCAUAUGAGGCGACAUCGGAAUCCUCCUCCGGCCAUGGCUUCUUCUACAACUAAAGUUUCCAUGGUUGUUCAUCAAACAAGUCCAGUAAUUGGAACUGUUCAAGAAGAUGUUGACGAGAAAUCCCACGUUGUUAAGAAAAAACAGAGGAUUGAUAAUAAAAAUGUUUUCCAGUUGGAUCUUAAUCUGCCAGCACCAGUUGAAGAUGAUCAUCAUCAUCAUCAUCACAUUCAUAAAGAUUUGAAGUUUCAGCAACAACAACAACAACAUCAUCUUGUGUUCUCAGCAACGCCAGCUUUGGUUGAUUGUCAUUAUUAAAGAAACUAAUUAAGAACAGGGGGGGAAAAAAACAAAGAUGUUCAUAAGUAUAGCCUUAUUGUUAUUACUUUGACUUCCAUAAUGGUAUAUUUAAUAUCAAUCAAACCCAUUCUUUUGAAUUCUUUUUUGGGGGUUUUUUUUUUCUCCCAUUGAAUUAAAGUAUAUAGUUGGCAAUGUUGAUCAUCUACUUGUGUGUUUGAUGUUGAAUACUUUGAGUAAGUGGUUAGUAUACAAGGUUGCCUUUCAUUCACGAAAUGUGAGUAAGGGAAGGCAUCUUUUUCUUUUUUCUUUUUUUUUUUUUCAUUUUUUAUUUUGGCUUCAUUAUAAUUAAUUUUGUACUUACAUGAGGAAGAGAUAUGGGAUAUGGUAUAACUUAAGGGUCAUGUCCAAGUAUGGGUUAACCAGAACCACAACCAAAAGUCUUGGAUUAGGUUCUUUUUGUUUCUUCAGUUGGAAUAAAGCUGUUGAUUUACCACACAAAAAAUUUAGCAACAAAAAAGAAAGAAGAGGAAAAAAGGGAAAAACAGAAAACCGUUUCUUUAUAUGUUUCUCACUAAAGAAUCAUUGGAUAGGAAAGCGAGUCAGCUUAAAUAUGUUAAUACUCUUUCCGUCUCGAAAUAAGAUAACGUAAUACAGUUUUUUCAAGAACAGAACUUUUAUUUUUGGACGAUGGAUACAUAAUAAGUGUUAGUAGUUCAAGUACCAAGUUGCAAAAGCAUGGCUCACUUUACUUGGUGGGCUAAGCUCUCAGUGUCUAGGUAGAAGUCACAUCUGAGGUUUCAGUUUUAAUAUGAAAGUUUUUAACUAAGACAAGUCUU
Messenger RNA from Oldenlandia corymbosa var. corymbosa, 2220 nucleotides. Lineage: Eukaryota; Viridiplantae; Streptophyta; Magnoliopsida; Gentianales; Rubiaceae. The record is from the annotation of a GenBank genome assembly.